Messenger RNA from Grus americana (Whooping crane), 4074 nucleotides. RefSeq names its product G protein subunit alpha z (gene GNAZ). NCBI's taxonomy places the organism in Eukaryota, Metazoa, Chordata, Aves, Gruiformes, Gruidae. The transcript has 5 exons. Gene Ontology annotation, biological process: adenylate cyclase-modulating G protein-coupled receptor signaling pathway. The record is from RefSeq and is a predicted model, not a curated record. Gene Ontology annotation, cellular component: heterotrimeric G-protein complex. The coding region runs from base 1280 to 2347 and encodes 355 amino acids. Gene Ontology annotation, molecular function: GTPase activity; GTP binding; G-protein beta/gamma-subunit complex binding.
CCACUCGUCAACAUUUAGCUCCUUAUGCGCCACGGAGCCUCCGCGGGAGCGGGGCGGAGGCGCGGGGGCUGCGGGGCCCGGCCGCCCCCCGGGCAGGAGCCGCGCCGGCCCCGGGAGCCGCCCGCCGGCCGCGCCGCCGCUUCCCCGCCCGCGGUACCCCCCGCCGUUGGCUUGGAAACGGGCUGGCAGCCUCCGACUCCUCCUCCAGAGCCAGCCCCGCGCUCCCCCUGCCCCGGCUUCCCGGCGAGAUCGCUCAGCACCUCCCUGUCUCCCGCGGGGGGACACCGGACAAGCGUGUUGCCAUCAUCGCCUUUAAAAAAUCCCGGUUUUUUAAAUUAUAUGUUCUAGGGAGAAAAUGGGAAAGGGCAGGUUUCUUUUCCUGCUUGGGCUGUGGGGCUAGUGUCUGCAGUCGUGGUGUGUCUGCUCGCUGCAAAUCAUAGAUGCUGAUGUGAAAAAGGGCCAAAGCAGAGAGGAGGAUCAUCAGUGGAUGCGAGCGUUGUACGGAUGGAUUGAGGAGGUGGAGGCUGCCUGCCUGGAGCCGAAGAGAAUCCAAGAGUGGUGAUUAAGAAGUCCAAAUUUCAACUACCAUAUUGAUGAAAGAAUAAUCGCAAAAGGGAAAAACUAGACUGAUCCGAAACAACCAAAACUGAUUCUCUUCUCAAAGUCACCUGGCAAUUCAAGAGGUGGGAAGACACCUUAUUGGGCAAUUGCCUAGAGUUGAGAGGUGGAAAGCACAGAUUUACAGAGCUGAACUGGAUCAGCUGAAGAAGUGGAGGAAGAGAAACAAAACAAGUACAGCACCACUGAAAAGAGCUUCAGCUGUAUCUGCAGCAUCACUGCAGCAACCAGAAAAUACAAUUAAAAGACAAAGGCUACAGCAGAGAAGGUGAAAGUGCAGCUCCUUACCUUUGGACAGAAGGCAGCAAAAUAAUUAUGCAGAACAGAAAAGAGUAUUUGAUGGAUCUAGCGAAACUGUGGCAGAGGGAAGUGUCCCUUCAUUAACAGGAAUGUGCCACUGUUUAUACACUGGAAAGGGGAGUGCCAUGAGAUCUACUGAAGAGACUAUUUCUGUGGUUGCAUAUUUACAUGUGUUUGCACCUCUGCUGGGACUGAAUUAGGUGGUACAGGCAUCUUGGAUCAUCAGGUAUUGGAUAGUGACUUUUGUUUCGUUCAAGGUGUACCUGGCACGAGAACUGAAAGACACCACAGAUCUUUUUCAGAGACACAAAGAGAGUGAGACAAUCUCCAACCUUUCCUUUCUGUAACUGCCUGCUAUACCAUGGGAUGUCGGCAAAGCUCUGAGGAGAAAGAGGCAGCGCGGCGGUCCCGUAGGAUUGACCGCCACCUGCGCUCUGAAAGUCAGCGACAACGAAGAGAGAUUAAGCUCCUUCUCCUGGGUACCAGCAAUUCUGGGAAGAGUACUAUUGUAAAGCAGAUGAAAAUCAUUCAUAGUGGUGGCUUUAACUUGGAGGCCUGUAAGGAAUACAAACCUCUGAUUAUCUAUAAUGCAAUUGACUCCCUCACACGUAUCAUUCGGGCUCUAGCCACCCUUAAGAUAGAAUUUCACAAUCCUGACAGAGCAUAUGAUGCUGUACAGCUUUUUGCCCUGACAGGCCCAGCUGAGAGCAAAGGUGAGAUUACCCCUGAGCUUCUGGGAGUCAUGAAACGGCUCUGGGCAGACCCAGGUGUGCAGGAGUGUUUUUGCCGCUCCAAUGAGUACCACCUAGAGGAUAAUGCUGCAUACUACUUAAAUGACCUAGAAAGGAUUGCAGCACUGGACUACAUCCCUACAGUGGAAGAUAUUCUGCGUUCUCGGGACAUGACCACAGGGAUUGUAGAAAAUAAGUUCACCUUCAAAGAGCUGACUUUCAAAAUGGUGGAUGUGGGUGGACAGAGAUCUGAACGCAAAAAAUGGAUCCACUGUUUCGAGGGGGUUACAGCAAUAAUUUUCUGUGUGGAGCUGAGUGGAUAUGACUUGAAGCUGUAUGAAGAUAACCAAACAAGUCGAAUGGCAGAAAGUUUGCGUCUCUUUGAUUCCAUCUGCAACAACAAUUGGUUUAUCAACACUUCCCUCAUCCUUUUUUUGAAUAAAAAAGAUCUGCUGGCAGAAAAAAUCCGACGCAUCCCCUUAACAGUCUGCUUUGCUGAAUACAAAGGCCAAAACACUUAUGAGGAGGCAGCAGUCUACAUCCAGCGCCAGUUUGAGGACUUGAAUCGCAACAAGGAGACCAAGGAAAUCUACUCACACUUCACCUGCGCCACUGAUACCAGUAACAUCCAAUUUGUCUUUGAUGCAGUGACAGAUGUCAUCAUUCAGAACAAUCUCAAAUAUAUUGGCCUCUGCUAAGAAUCCUUGGGCUUAAUCUGUUUUCCUGAAGUGAUAAAAAAGGGGCUAACCACUUCCACUUCUAGUGGAAAAAAAUGGGGCGAUGCUUAGUAACCCAAGGAGAGAAAAGGGGAAACUUGAUGUAUGUACACAGUUCCUCUUAUGCCCCCUUAACCCACUAGAUCAUUUUUCACAAAUAUAUGUUCUGGAGAGUCAAAACCUCCUCUCCCAAAAAACCCACACACACCCCCUCAGUGAAAAAACCCCAACAACUUGAAAACCCCAAACAAAAACAAAAAAAGAGAUUGAGGCCUAACUCUGUGGAGAUGUUUUCACCACAGUCACUGCACUUUUAUUCCAUUUGUUUUGUUCCAUUUCCUACAGUGGGAGUGUUAUCAUGUUCUAUGUAAGAAAUAAUUCUUCAUCCAGUGUCCUAAAAUGUUAUUGACAUGAAGAUAUAAAGCUGGUGAGUGACAGAUGAACUCGUUUGCAAGGUGUAGAGCAGAAUGGUCAUGUUGGGGAGAAAAGCUAGUUCAAACCAGAAGCUACAGAAUAGGAGAAUUUAAGCAAAAUACACUUAAAGUUGUAAAGAAUGGGCAUGCACCCACAAUAUUGGUACACACAGCCAAACAGUAUAUAUACAUACAUCAUGUAUGCACAUGACUCACAGCAUAUACUAUGUACACACUUCUGCUUUACUUUACUGUUUAUCAUGGACACCUUGCCUGUUAAAGGAAUUGUUGGUGCGCAACUGUUCUGUGAUUUCCAAACUGACUAGCAGCUCUUUCUGCUCUUUAAGGCUUCAAAUAUGCAGCAAAACUACGUGAAACGAAUCUAUGAAUAGGCCAAAUUAAGGUCAGUGUUUCUUCUACUGGUAAGGAGUUUUAUACAUCGAAACAGUCUUCUUUUACAUCUUUUUUUGCCAAAUCUUGUGGUGUUUCACAAAAAACAAACUAUAUUUAAGAAGUAGGUUAGUGUUCCUUUUUUAAGACAGAUAAAAAAAUAAAUCACAAGGCAAUUUUUUAAAUUAUUGUUGUAGUGUCUGGAUUGCUGAAUGUGAAAGUUGCCAACGGACAAUUCUGUUCCACUGCUCCAAAUACAUUCUGGGAAUUGUAAUAUUGUAACAGAUUUCCCAAGAAGCAGGAGCCAUGGAGAUUGUGUAGUAUAUAGCCUCCAAAGUAUUUUUUGUUGUUUUUUCAUUAUUUUAAAAAUGUGAUGUAUUAUUAGAAGGUUAAAGAUGAGCGAUAUGAACAAUAACUAAAUGUCUUGAUAUUUCAAUUUAAUGAUUUAAAUUAUUUACAGUUUAGUGAAGUUAAGGAAACUGAAGAGAUGCAUUCCUCAGCUCCAGGUUUCAUCUCAUAAAGAAACACUACUGGGUGGAGUAACAUUCCGGCAAAAGUUUGAAAGCAUAAGAAGCUCUGUGGGACUAUACUGGAAAAUCUCAAAUGGAUCAUAUAGACCUAAGUCUUUGGUCAGUUGAUUCUUACCCCUGCCAUAGAAAAGACUUCUUAAAGACUUCAGUGUAAAGUUGGUGUGUAAAUAUAUGUUUGAUAAUUGUAAAGCACAUACGUACACAGAGACACAGACACACAUGCACACUGGAAAAUAACCUUCUACUUUUGUUGCCCCUAUGUACUACAAUUAGUGCAAGAAAUCUCAGCCAAGGGCUCUAAUAAAUUUAAAACAAAAUGGUUAAUAACAUCAACAUUUAAAUUGUCCACUUAAAAAAAUAAAUAAUUUAAAUGAUA